Bicyclus anynana (squinting bush brown) is the source of this 757-nucleotide messenger RNA. It is a transcript of the gene Spase22-23, whose product is annotated as signal peptidase complex subunit 3. Gene Ontology annotation, cellular component: signal peptidase complex; membrane. The transcript is spliced from 3 exons. Bases 136 to 675 code for a protein of 179 amino acids. NCBI's taxonomy places the organism in Eukaryota, Metazoa, Arthropoda, Insecta, Lepidoptera, Nymphalidae. The record is from RefSeq and is a predicted model, not a curated record. Gene Ontology annotation, biological process: protein targeting to ER.
CAUUUGCAAAUGUCAAAUAAUGUCAACGUCAGCUUCGUAACAGAAAGUAAUUUACUGUAUUCCAAAAUUUAAAAUAUUAAUUCCAUUACGGUGGAAUUUCGUCCACCAGAACAGAAUAAUAUAUUAAUCGCCAACAUGUAUUCUGUCUUAACUAGAGUAAAUGCGAUACUAACGUACACUCUCAGUGUUCUAGCAUGUCUAACGUUUCUAUGCUUUCUUUCCACAUUAACUGUAGAUUACAGAACUACGGCUCAAAUGAAUACAGUGAAAGUUGUAGUCAAGAAUGUGCCAGAUUAUGGUGCAUCUAGGGAAAGAAAUGAUCUUGGUUACUUAACGUUUGAUCUCAAGACAGAUUUGUCAAAUCUAUUCAACUGGAACGUGAAACAGUUGUUCUUAUACCUCACUGCCGAGUAUGUUACACCAAACAAUGAAUUGAAUCAAGUUGUGCUGUGGGACAAAAUAAUAUUAAGAGGCGAGAACGCUUUGCUAGAUUUUAAGAAUAUGAACACCAAAUAUUAUUUCUGGGAUGAUGGAAACGGUUUAAAAGGUCACAACAAUGUCACACUUAGUCUGUCAUGGAACAUCAUCCCCAACGCAGGUUUACUUCCUAACAUCCCAGCCCUUGGCCAACACUCGUUCAAGUUUCCAGUAGAGUAUACUCAAACAAGGGUAUGAUUUACAGAGAAACACAUUAAAAUUGUGUAGGUGAACUUGUGAAUGUGUGUUAUUUGAUAAGACAGAAUAUACAAUUUAUUUA